Molecule: messenger RNA, 386 nt
Organism: Sitophilus oryzae (rice weevil)
Lineage: Eukaryota; Metazoa; Arthropoda; Insecta; Coleoptera; Curculionidae
Product: glycine-rich cell wall structural protein-like
Exons: 2
Coding region: 71-316 (81 amino acids)
Source: RefSeq, a predicted model, not a curated record
AUUGUUAUUGGGUAUCCUAUAAAUAAAGAGUCUGAAAAAUAUAACCCAUACGAAAAAUAAAUCAGUAAAUAUGGCUCAAAAAAGUACUGUAAUAUACUCGUAUUUAGCUUUGGCGGCUUUGUUAUUGGUAAUCAACGGUACUGAAACUGCACCUCAAGCACCCAAUAUGCCAUCGAUGCCGAACAUGCCUGGAGGUUUUGGAGGAAUAGGUGGAGAUGCAGGAUUUGGAUUUGGGUUUAAUGCUGGUGCAAAAGCCGGUGCCGGAGCUGGUGGUGGGGCUGGAGCAGGUUCUGGGGCCAGCAGUGGUACCAAAUAACCUUGUACGACGAUACCCAUGUUUGUGUAUCCAUCAAUAUUAAAGUCAUUAAAAGUGUUUGUUUAUUAAA